Cucumis melo (muskmelon) is the source of this 1769-nucleotide messenger RNA. RefSeq names its product probable L-ascorbate peroxidase 6, chloroplastic/mitochondrial. The record is from RefSeq and is a predicted model, not a curated record. NCBI's taxonomy places the organism in Eukaryota, Viridiplantae, Streptophyta, Magnoliopsida, Cucurbitales, Cucurbitaceae. The transcript is spliced from 12 exons. Gene Ontology annotation, biological process: response to reactive oxygen species; cellular response to oxidative stress; hydrogen peroxide catabolic process. The coding region runs from base 34 to 1284 and encodes 416 amino acids. Gene Ontology annotation, molecular function: heme binding; peroxidase activity.
GAGGAGGCCGCAAAAAAGAAAAAGCCCCAAAUAAUGGCCGAGCAUUUGGCCCUACUACUGACACUUCCAUCGCAUUCAUCUCCAAUUGCUUCUCCUUCGAAAUACUCAAUUCCAACCAAAUCCAUGGCUGCUACUGUUUUUGGAACCGCUGUCGCCGUCGCCGCCGCCUCCUCCUCCUCCGCCUCUUCAACAUCUCGUUUCCUCUCCUCCGCCACCAGAGCUACACUAUCUUUCUCUUCUCCUUCUCCUUCUCCUUCCCUCCUCUCUCGCUCCUCGUCUUCCUCCUCUUUCAACUUCCUCAGAUCCUCUCCUCUCAUUUCUCACCUUUUUCUCAACCAGGGAAGGCCGAAUUCUUGUGGAUCAAAUAGAAGAUUCAGUGCCUCAUCUACUCCGAAAUGCCUGGCAUCGGACCCUGAGCAGUUGAAGAGCGCUAGAGAGGAUAUCAAGCAGCUUCUGAAGACCACAUUCUGUCAUCCUAUUUUGGUACGCCUAGGUUGGCAUGAUGCUGGAACUUACAAUAAAAAUAUUGAGGAAUGGCCACAGAGAGGUGGAGCUAAUGGAAGUUUAAGAUUUGAUGUUGAGCUGGGGCAUGGUGCUAAUGCUGGUCUUAUUAAUGCCUUGAAACUCAUUGAGCCUAUCAAAAAGAAGUAUUCUAACAUCACAUAUGCAGACCUUUUUCAGUUGGCCAGUGCUACAGCUAUCGAGGAGGCUGGGGGGCCCAAAAUCCCCAUGAAAUAUGGACGAGUGGAUGUUGUUGGGCCGGAGCAAUGCCCUGAAGAGGGGAGGCUUCCUGAUGCUGGUCCUCCAUCACCUGCUUCACAUCUACGAGAUGUUUUUUACCGCAUGGGGUUGAAUGACAAGGAAAUUGUUGCAUUAUCUGGGGCACACACAUUAGGCAGAGCUAGGCCAGAACGCAGUGGUUGGGGCAAGCCAGAGACUAAAUAUACGAAAGAUGGACCAGGUGCACCUGGUGGACAAUCCUGGACUGUACAAUGGUUGAAGUUUGACAACUCGUAUUUUAAGGAUAUCAAAGAAAAGAUAGAUGAAGAAUUACUGGUGUUGCCAACUGAUGCUGUUCUCUUUGAAGAUCCAUCAUUCAAGGUUUAUGCUGAAAAAUAUCUUCAAGAUCAAGAAUCAUUCUUCAAAGACUAUGCUGAAGCCCAUGCCAAACUCAGCAACCUUGGUGCUAAAUUUGAUCCUCCAGAGGGUAUUGUGCUUGAUGCAUCUCCGAAACCUGCAGGAGAGAAGUUUGAUGCCGCCAAAUACUCGUAUGGAAAGGAUUAAAAAACAAGUCUCAUGUUUUGUUGUGCCACGUGUCUUUUAAUAAUACGAGUUGAAGCUUUAUUCAAGUCCUUGGCAUGUUGUGAUGUCACGUCUAAAAAAAAAAACCUGGAAGUCUUAAAAUGAAGGAGAAAUGGAAUAAGAAAUUCAAUAGUAUUGCCUAUUUGAAUUGCAGAGAGAGCUAUCAGACUCAAUGAAGCAGAAGAUUCGGGCAGAAUAUGAAGCUUUUGGUGGAAGUCCAGAUAAGGCUUUACCAACAAACUACUUCCUUAAUAUCAUUCUUGUGAUUGCUGUUUUGGCCAUUUUGACAUCCUUGCUUGGAAACUAAUUUGAGUUCUUGAAUCUACUUUUCUGAAAUGCUUUGUUUCUCAACAAAAACAUCUUAUAAUUUCUCGAUUUAUUUCUUCUAGUUCUUUUAGUUCAACGAUUUAUAUGGACGGUGAAUUCAAACCUUUGACUUCUUAAUCAAAGGUACAUAUUUCAUUUUA